Drosophila elegans is the source of this 1800-nucleotide messenger RNA. RefSeq names its product integrin-linked protein kinase (gene Ilk). The transcript is spliced from 4 exons. NCBI's taxonomy places the organism in Eukaryota, Metazoa, Arthropoda, Insecta, Diptera, Drosophilidae. Gene Ontology annotation, biological process: substrate adhesion-dependent cell spreading; integrin-mediated signaling pathway; protein phosphorylation. The record is from RefSeq and is a predicted model, not a curated record. Gene Ontology annotation, cellular component: focal adhesion; stress fiber. Gene Ontology annotation, molecular function: protein kinase activity; ATP binding; protein binding. The coding region runs from base 155 to 1501 and encodes 448 amino acids.
AUAUUUCAAACGGUCACUCUACUGAAUUUUUUUAAUUAGAAAUUUAUCCCAACUGUCGCAUUUUAACAGUUUUUAGCCGUUUAUAGAUGUAAUUUAGGUUGAAAAACCUUUUUAAACAGUGAUUGAGAGCGGAAUAAAGGCGUGAGGCAUACAAAUGGAGGAUAUAUUCCACUGGUGCCGCGAGGGCAACUCGAUUCAAGUGCGCCUGUGGUUGGAUGAAACGGAGAACGACAACAAUUUGGGAGACGACCAUGGCUUCAGUCCAUUGCACUGGGUGGCCAAGGAGGGACACGCCAAGCUGGUGGAGACUUUGCUGCAGCGUGGAGCUCGUGUGAAUGCCACGAACAUGGGCGACGACAUCCCACUCCAUUUGGCUGCAGCUCACGGCCAUCGCGAUGUGGUCCAAAUGUUGAUAAAGGAGCGCAGCGAUGUAAACGCGGUGAACGAGCAUGGGAAUACACCCCUACACUACGCCUGCUUCUGGGGCUACGACAUGAUCUGCGAGGAUCUUCUGAACGCGGGGGCCCAGGUGGGAAUCGCUAACAAGGACGACCACACGCCCAUCGAAAAGGCCAAGCCCAGUUUGGCCAAGAGGCUGCAGGAUCUGGUGGAGAAGAGCGGCCGGGAGGUGAAGGUGAUCAGCUUCAAGGAGCAGAGCUGGCCGGGCAUGAAGACGAGGUCCAGGGACGCCACCCUGUCCCGCUUUAAGGGCAUCAGCAUGGGAGACUUGGACCUGCACACCAAGCUCUCGGUCACGCCAUCGGGAGAAACCUGGCGGGGACGCUGGCAAAAGAACGAUGUGGUGGCCAAGAUCCUAGCCGUGCGUCAGUGCACGCCCCGUAUGUCGAGGGACUUCAACGAGGAGUUCCCCAAGCUGCGCAUCUUCUCGCAUCCCAACAUUUUGCCUAUCAUAGGGGCCUGCAAUUCGCCGCCUAAUCUGGUGACCAUUAGUCAGUUCAUGCCACGUUCGUCACUGUUCAGUCUGCUCCAUGGAGCCACUGGUGUGGUGGUCGACACCAGCCAGGCGGUUAGCUUUGCCUUGGACGUGGCCCGGGGAAUGGCCUUCCUGCACUCGCUGGAGCGCAUCAUACCCACGUACCACCUGAACAGCCAUCACGUGAUGAUCGACGAGGAUCUGACGGCGAGGAUUAACAUGGGCGAUGCCAAAUUCUCGUUCCAGGAGAAGGGACGCAUCUACCAGCCGGCCUGGAUGUCGCCGGAGGCACUGCAGCGCAAGCAGGCGGAUCGAAACUGGGAGGCCUGCGACAUGUGGAGCUUUGCCAUACUCAUUUGGGAGCUGACCACGCGCGAAGUGCCCUUCGCCGAGUGGUCGCCCAUGGAGUGCGGCAUGAAGAUUGCGUUGGAGGGACUGCGGGUCAAAAUUCCGCCUGGCACCUCGUCGCACAUGGCCAAACUGAUUGGAAUUUGCAUGAACGAGGAUCCCGGCAAGCGACCCAAGUUCGACAUGGUGGUGCCCAUUCUAGAGAAAAUGAGGCGCUGAAGCGUAGGAGCAAAAUCAUCAGAUGCCAAGCCAAAAUGUGCCUUGAGAAACCUUCGUUUUGCCAACUAAUUGUAAUUACUACUUGUGUUAUCUUUGUCUAACUGAGCCUAACCGAAAACCGAACCGAAAUGGCAAGCUAGUGCAACUGUCCUGCCUAGAAUUUAUGUUUCUGUGUCUCACUGUUCUCUACUUAUGAUUUUCCGUCGAUGUUUAGUGCGGGUGCUCGAUUUUAUCGUACAUUUUAAGUUCGAUAACCCUUAGGAUCGUAUUUAUACAGAAAUAUAUUUGUUACUAAUUAA